AGUUGCCACAAUAGCACACAGUUGCUGGAUAAACAGACACGAGCAGCAACUCGUCAACAUCAGGAUAAACAAUUAUAUGUUUCGUAAAGGAAACACUAUUCUGAGGAAUAUCACUGAAUUAUUUAUCUAAAGAACAGAACGAACUCUGAUCGAAGAUGUCCAAGGAUCUUGAUAUGAUCAACAGAGAUCCCAAUAAUCUGAAUGACCACGUAAAGGUUUUAUUUGAAGAGAUUCUAGGAGAACCAGACGGCGCCCACUCCAUCGACUGCGUCUGGAGCUGUGCCUACAAAUGCUUCGAGUGCUUCAAAGGCUGCUGCUACAAAUUUCUAACAGUCCUUUGUGGCAUACCGCUAGCUAUCUGCUGGGGAUGUGAGUUUGCCUACAUCACUUUCUGGCAUGUCUGGUACGUGACCCCAUGCAUGAGAGCCUACAUGAUCAACUGUGGAUGUCUUCAGAAGUUCUACGGAACAUGUCUGCAGUGCUACUUGCAGCCACUGUGUGAAGCCUUGAGCUUCUUCUUUAGCAACAUUAAGGUCACCAACAUGUCAGGAUAAUUUUGCUGUUUAACAGAGAAACAGUUGUUUGUUUGUUUUUUUGCAGUAAUCUUGGCAUAUUUCGGGGUGAUGUAAAAAAUAUUUAAACUAUUUAUGGCAGCUCUAUUGACACUGUCUCGUAGCCAUGAACAUUCACACAAAGCGAUUAGAAAGUUUUAUAACGACAAAAAUACUGGAUCUUACUAGCAUUAUGAUAUGGUAAUUAUUUAUUUAUUAAAUGAAAUCUGUUCCUUUUUUUUUUCUUCUCAUAGUAAAAUGGGAAAAAAACUCUCUACAAAUAGUUCUAAUUUAAUCUUAGUUUGUAAAUGUCACUACCUAAAGAAUUAAAUUUUGUAUUAAUUUUUUAAAA
Biomphalaria glabrata is the source of this 903-nucleotide messenger RNA. Its product is annotated as caveolin-1-like. Gene Ontology annotation, cellular component: caveola. Bases 156 to 554 code for a protein of 132 amino acids. Gene Ontology annotation, molecular function: molecular adaptor activity. The transcript has 2 exons. The record is from RefSeq and is a predicted model, not a curated record. NCBI's taxonomy places the organism in Eukaryota, Metazoa, Mollusca, Gastropoda, Planorbidae. Gene Ontology annotation, biological process: caveola assembly.